CUCUCAUCUCCAUCUCUUCAUUCACAACAUCUUCAUUCUCCUCAAGAGUCUCUCCCCCCACCCCCCUCCCACAGCCCUGUCUCGCCACGGCAUCCGCCGACAAUGGCCCCGGCGCUCAUAAUAGUCGCCGCGGCCGGCCUCGCCGCGAUCGCAUCCGCGCAGCAGCCAGGCUCAUCAUGGCAGUAUCCCGUCUUCUUCAACUACACCAUCGCCGACACCUCGGCCAUGUGGUCCUACUUUCCCGCGCCCACUAACGACGACAACUCGCGCUAUACCUGGAACGACACCUUUUCAGGCUCAAACUGGACAACGUACGAGUACGGGCAGGCCGGCAUUGGCGAGUCGGGCAAGUUUGCCAAUGGCUCGGCAAGUCCAAGCCUUUUCCUCAACUUUCCCCUCACGAGCUUUGAUCUGCUCGGCGAUGUGCGUGGGCUCAAUUACUCAGAGUCCAUCGCGCCGCUGCAGAUGAUCAUCGACUCGCGUACUCCCAUGAACUGCACUCCAACGCCGGGCGUCAUCUGUUCCGCCACCAAUCUCAUCUGGGCCUUCCACAAGAUCCAGGUCUCCCUUUACUCGGGGAACUGGACGGUGCGUGGCAUUCGCGUUACAACAGGAGCAGCGAUUAAGCAUGAAAAGCUCCAAGACACAAAGAUCGACAUUGAGCCCUUCGUCUACGACAAUGGCACACUCAACUCCUUCUACAACUUUACCGGCGACUGGAAGGUGUGGAACAAGCUCGGCGGCGGCGGCAACCAACAGCCUAUUAACUUUACUUCGCUGGUGGGCGAGAACGGUGCCAGGGUCAACAUGACCGUGCCGCCUCGUACGGCCUGGAUUGUUAUCAAUGGCACAGUGCGCCCGGACAGCGACGAGUUCCGUCUUGACUGGGACCCGCUGCCGCCCCUCGCCGACUCGCAGAUGCUCUUCUCCGCCUACAACUCGUGGCAAGCCCCGUCGAUGCUGUAUGCCGCGCCGCUUGACCCAGAGACCAACUACAGCGUUGGCAUCACGACAUACGAAAACUGGGACAACAACCCGGUAAAUGGCACGUCGCUGGGUUUGACCAGCGUGACCUUUUACAACGAACGAGACAAACCAAUCAUGCCAGGCCAGAAGGAGCCGGAAAAAAGCAACAAGACUGCACUUAUCGGUGGCGUAGUCGGUGGUGUGGGCGGAGCUGCGAUCAUCAUCGCGCUGUUGAUAUGGUGGUUGUGUGCACGGAAACGCAAGGACAAGAAGGGAAAGAGGCCGCAGCCUAUGCCCAAGGAGGUGUCGUCAUCCAACUUUGAGGUCGAUGAGGACCCGUAUAUCGAGCUCAACGAUCUGGGUGCGGCGCGUCCAGUGCCAUAUGUCACCCCUUCCCCCGCGCCCACUCCACCGGUUAACGGCGUGGCUGAGCCGGUGGCGAACGGAGGCAGCGCUCUGCGCAAGGCUGCGAUGCUGGCCGCUGCAUCCGGGUCAGGACACACCCCACUGCUUGGCAACGAGUCGGCUCCGCCACUAUCUCCCAUCGAUCCGACCCCACAACACUCCACUCUCCCAUCCCCCUCAGGCCUCCGGACGACACAUACCUUGCCGAGCCCAGGUGGGAUCUCGCCGAUCUCACCAACAUCAAUGGCGCCUAGCCCUGGCGGGACACUGCUCCCAGGCGGAACGCUGCACCCUAGUGGGACGCUCCUCGCUGGCGGGACGAUGGGUCCGCACCUGACAGGCAUGACGGGUUUAACGGGCAUGACGGGCAUUGGCACGCAUAAUAACGAGCCAGUACACCCUAUUGCGGCGGAACUCAAGCAUGGGACCGCGCUGCAGCGGCAGCAAACGCAGCGGCAGGUUGCGCAGGAAGAGGACGGCGGUGCGGUGGACGAGUAUGAGCUCGUUCCGCCAGUGUACAACCCGGCGUGGGCAGAACAGCGGCGUCCGACUCCUGCUCGAAGCGGAUUCGGUGGACCCAAUCUCGGCGCCGACCCAGACGGCGUGCCUCUCUCCCCCACCCAUCGUGCUCCGCCUCCGGCGCUGUCGGUGAUUACAUCGGCGCCGUACAUCUCGGUAUCGAGCUCUGGGUCGCCCAGGACCACGCCGACGACAGCGACACCCACUCCGCACACGGCGCACGGCUCGCACAUUCCCUCGCCCCUCUCCACGGUCUCGCAUUCGUCACUGCACCACCCGCCGCUUUCGGCGACGUCGACGCACCCGCCAUCCUCGCCGCUGGCCAUGACCUCGCGCCUCGUGCCCAGUGACUACUCGCACGAGUCAUACGACCGGCAGUCGAGCGAGUAUGUGGGCUACGACUCGCCGCCAGACGGCUACCGCGACGAGCGAUGAGGGCAGUAUGGAUUCUCGGCCGUUGUAAUUUGUAUCGAGCUUGGCUUGGCGCCGGCGCUAGGUUAUUGGGACGGACAUAAUGGAAUGCAUCGUGUCCAGAGUAA
Molecule: messenger RNA, 2429 nt
Organism: Cutaneotrichosporon oleaginosum
Lineage: Eukaryota; Fungi; Basidiomycota; Tremellomycetes; Trichosporonales; Trichosporonaceae
Source: RefSeq, a predicted model, not a curated record